UGACGGCGUGAGUGCGAAAAGACCGCGCGAUAGAUCGACGACAUCGAGACGUCGUGAGUCGGCGACGGCGCGGAUGACUUUACCGGCGCGCGCGUCCACGUCAACGUUCGUGCGCGGAGCGGCGACGACGAGCGAUGGGAACGCGGUGCGUCAAGCGAGAUACAUCGGGGCGCGACGACGAUCGUCGCGCGCGCGGGCGGUGAUGCCGGAGACGCUGGAAGCGUUGCCAACGUCGCCGACGACGGCGGGCGCCGCGUUGGGACUGGCGGGCGCCGCGUUGGGCGCCGCGGCGGCGUUGCGAGGACGACUCGGCGGUGGCGCGCGCGGCGGUAACAGUAACGCGCAAGCCGACCGAAGUAGCCGAACGGCGAUGACGCGAGGGACGGGAGAAUCAGACGAGAGCAAGGGAAGGCGGUAUCUCAUUGCGCCGCCGCCGCUGUUUCCACUCGUACCGGCGUUCGCGCGGCAGACGUACAGGUACGAGGUCGACCCGGGACGGAUGUGGUUUUUCGAGCAAAAGCAAGGGAUCGGGUUGGGGUUGAAUGUGAGCGUAAACGUGCGAAUGACUGUGAUCAAAUUGAAAACCGGCGGGUUGUGGGUGCACGCGCCGGUGGCGCCGACGGCGGAGAUGGUCGCGCUGUUGGACGAGCUCGACGCCCCCGUUGAGCACGUGGUUUUGCCCACGACUUUGUUCGAGCACAAAAUUUUCGUCGGGCCGUUUCAGCGCAAGUACCCGAAGGCGCAGUGCUGGAUCGUCCCACAGCAGUGGAGUUGGCCGAUAAAUUUACCCCCGCAGUUUUUCGGCAUCAACAAGACCGGAACUUUAGGACAAGAUCGUCCGCCGUGGGACGACGAGUUUGAGUACGAGCUCUUAUCACCGCCCGCUCUCGGCGUUGCGUCGUACGUCUCGUUUAUCGAAGCGGCGUUUUUGCACAAGCCAUCAAAGACGCUGCUCGUUACGGACGCCGUGGUGUACGUGAGCGAGAACAUCCCCGACUGCAUUCCAGAUAGAGAUUUAGAAGAGAGCGGGGACGACGAUAACUUCACAAUCAGCGCGUUGAAGUUUUUGAACUUGUUCGACAUAAAGACCAAGGCCCUGAGUCGCACGACGACGUCUAAGGACAUGAGUCGAUUGGAAUUACUGCGUUUGGGUUGGCAGCGAAACGCGUUGCAGGCGUUGUACUUUGGCCCGAAUGACUUGCUCUCCCCAGAGAAAAGUUGGCGCGAUAUUACGAAUCGUUUGAUCGUCGCCCCGGUUGUAGGUACGCUGGUGUACGAGAACGUUCCCGAGCCUGUCAACGAGUGGGCGAGACGCGUCGCGAAGUGGGACUUUAAUCGCAUCGUCCCGUGCCACUUUGACGCUCCCAUUCGUGCGGGGCCUCGGGAAUUCUCCGCCGCUUUUUCGUUCUUGCCGUCUUCUCGACCAGAAAAGGCGAAAGGGCGCGGAGGUGGUAAGUACUAUCCCAACGAAGACAUGAUCCUACUUCGCGGCGUCGCAGACUUUCUCCUCAACACGGGAGUGAUUU
Molecule: messenger RNA, 1526 nt
Organism: Ostreococcus lucimarinus CCE9901
Lineage: Eukaryota; Viridiplantae; Chlorophyta; Mamiellophyceae; Mamiellales; Bathycoccaceae
Exons: 1
Source: RefSeq, a predicted model, not a curated record